Molecule: messenger RNA, 6596 nt
Organism: Astyanax mexicanus (Mexican tetra)
Lineage: Eukaryota; Metazoa; Chordata; Actinopteri; Characiformes; Acestrorhamphidae
Gene: ly75
Product: lymphocyte antigen 75
Exons: 35
Coding region: 119-5236 (1705 amino acids)
Molecular function (GO): signaling receptor activity
Source: RefSeq, a predicted model, not a curated record
AAUAACAGGAGCGGUGAGGAAAACAGACGGGCGCAGUUGUAACUGGGAGCUCCGGGUGGCUUUACGGAGACUAAUGACUGAAGUGGGAGCGCUGUAGGUGUUCUGGAGUUCUGGAGUUAUGGACCGGGCCGGGCGGGCGGUUCUUGGCUGGUUGCUGUGUGUAGUUCUGGGUCAGAGCGCGGUUCGGUGCGGGGGCUCCGGUGAUGGCACCUUCACUAUCCAGCACGAGGGCUCGAGAAAAUGUUUGCAGGUGCAGCACGGUGCUCUAGUGUUGGGAAACUGUUCGGCGGAGCCGUCCUGUUUGUGGAAAUGGGGCUCAGCUCGUCGGCUCUUUCACACUGGCUCGUCUGCCUGCCUGGGCAUGUAUGUGCCCAACAAAACACUGUCCCUCACCAGCUGUUUGGCGGAGCCCCAGCUGCAGUGGUACUGCAACGAGGGAUCCCUUUUUACCAUCUAUCAGAUGAAGCUGAGCGCUACUGCCAACGGGACUGUGGUGGCCAAACGAGAAGCACCGGAUUCCUGGAUCCGAGGAGGAACAUCUGAGAACAUAUGUCAGCAGAUGUAUCAGAUGAUGCACACUAGUGGUGGUAACUCUUUAGGAGCGCCCUGUAAGUUCCCCUUCCUGUAUAACGGGACGUGGCACCACCGCUGCCUCCCUGCUGAUGAUGUCCAUCCUCCAGACUGGUGUUCUACUAAAGACAGCUAUGAUCAGGAUCAGCAGUGGGGAACCUGUCUAAAAUAUGAGGAGGGGUGUGGUGCCCUAUGGAACAUCUCCAGGAACGGUCGUUGUUACCAGGUGAUCUCCACAGCGUUGGUAACCUGGCACGAGGCUCGGGAUUCCUGUCGAACUCAGGGCGGAGACCUGCUCAGCGUAUCAAGCUCAGAGGAUUUGCAGAUCUUUAAUGCAGGUAGUGAGCUACCAGAGAAGCUGUGGAUUGGGCUAAACAGGCUGGACUGGUUGCAGGGCUGGCAGUGGUCAGAUGGAUCACCCCUGGCGUACAUCCCAUGGAAUGCAGAGUCACUCUCCGAGUCCCUUUUGCUGGCAUCAGACUGUGGAGUUUUACGCCCCAACAGGAAGUUUGACCGGGAGACUUGUGAGUCAAGGUUGCCGUACAUCUGCGAGAAGAUGGAGAACAGCACUCAGACUGCCGAAGCUGCAGAUAAAAUGAUGUAUAAAUCAACGGUGUGUGAUGACGGCUGGACCCCGCAGGGGGGAUUUUGCUAUAAGCUGUAUGGUAAUGAGAGCAGCAUGUAUAAGACAUAUGCUGAUGCCCAGAAGGUGUGUCUGGAGAAUGGAGCUCAGUUGGCCAGCAUCCACAGCCUGGGGGAUGUCGAGCUGCUCAACACUGACUUCAGUGCAGUCAGCAAUGUUUGGAUUGGUCUGAAGGCUGUUAAGAACACGGAUCUGUUUAAGUGGGAGGACGGGACUAACGUGUCUUUUACGUACUGGGGGCGGACCCAGCCUCCACUGCUCUCCUCCACCACAGACAGCUGUGUGAAGACGGACCACGUAUGGUUUGUAUCACCAUGCACCUCAGCGAGCCCCUUCGUGUGUAAGAAGAACGGCACUGUAAACGAGAGCGCUGCAGACGAGGGCUGUCCGCAGGACGGGGACUGGAGGAGACAUGGGAACGCCUGCUAUAAGAUUGACACUCGGGAAGUCUCCUACAAAAACAGCUGUAAACUCAUCAUCAAUAACAGAUUUGAGCAGGCGUUCAUUAACAGUCUGCUGAAGGAGCAUAUUGGCAGUGAGUCGCUGUUCUUUUGGACUGGGCUUCAGGACUCUAAAGGAACAGGAGAGUACCAGUGGUUCAGCCCGUCUGAACAGAAGGACAGAGUCACCUAUACAAACUGGAGAUGGCCAGAACCAGCUAAUACAGGAGGAUGUGCGGUGAUGUCCACAGCGAGUCCAUUGGGUCAGUGGUUUGUGAAAAACUGCACAGUGUUUAAAGCUGGGAGUAUCUGUAAAAGACUUGUAUCUCCUGCCCCACCUGUACCGGCUCCAGAGGAGCCCAACAUCAACGCCACCUGCCCUCAGGGAUGGGUCUCCAGAGAUGGCAUGAAGUACUGCUAUAAGGUGUUCCACGAGGAGCGACUGAGCCGAAAGCGCUCCUGGGAGGAAGCCGAGCUGUUCUGUGAGGCUCUGGGAGCUCAUCUGCCCAGCUUCACUGAGCUAAACGAGAUGACCGGACUACAUAACAUCCUCAGAGACUCCAUUAGUGAUGAUCGCUUCUUUUGGGUCGGAUUUAACCGGCGAAAUCCAAACAAUGACAACAGCUGGGAGUGGAGCGAUGGCCGACCUGUGUCCAUGACCAUGUUUCCACAAGAGUUUCAUGAAGAUGAUGAUUAUAACCGAGACUGUACCGCAUUUAAGUCACUGAAAGUAAACUUCAAGCUGCUGUUCUUCUUCCUGCUGCAUGAUGUUCCUGUGCGCCCAUUUUACCCCAGCGCCUUCCACUGCGACGCUAAACUGGAGUGGGUGUGUCAGAUCCCUCGAGGAAUUACUCCCAAGAACCCGGAGUGGUAUAACCCAGAUGGACACCAUAACACAUCCGUGUUCAUUGAUGGUCAGGAGUUCUGGUUUGUGAAUCAGCCCCAACUGUCCUUUGAGGAGGCCAUUAUGUACUGCAGCAGCAACAGCAGCAGACUAGCCACGCCCAACACUAUCAAUGCUGCCAGACUCCUGCAAGAACACCUAUACAAGAAUUCCGGUCCACAGCUUGAGAAUUGGUGGGUUGAUCUUCGCCAGCCUGGUUCUCUGCUGCCCAUGAGGUACUCCCACAGGCAUUACUAUAACUCUGCGUUUUUGGGUAGAUGUACCUCCAUCAGCCAGAAUUCCAUCAUGCCAGAAUACCGGAAAGGCUGUGAGGUCAAACAGCCCUUCGUGUGCGAGACACUGAACGUCACUUCAGCAGAAACUGGAACCCAAGACCCAGAGGCCCCGGCCAAGCCGUGUGAGGAGGGAACUUUGGCUUUCAGAGACAAGUGUUUCACAGUGACCAAGCCUGGCUACAUGAGCUUUAAACAAGCCAAUGAGAGGUGCCACACCCUGAGGGGAACGCUACUGUCUGUCCGAGACCAAGCAGAACAAGACUUCAUCACCACUCUUCUGCCGGGGCUGCCGCGGAAGCUCUGGAUUGGUCUGAAACUGAGGCAGCAUGACACCCAGUGGGUGGAUAAAUCGGACGUGAAGUACCUAAACUUUAACCCCCUCCUCCACGGGCAGCUGCGUCCCAUAUACAUCUAUACGUUUGAGCAGGAUGGAUUGGAGCUGUGUGCCUAUAUGUUCAACAAUGCCCACUCUGACAUGCUGGGCACCUGGGACUACACAUCCUGCUCUCAUGAGCAGAGCGUCGCCAUCUGCCAGCACUAUGCAGAUAAACCAGAAGCUCCUGUUGUGUCGCAGGACGAGUUCACUGUGAAUAACCACACGUUUAAGCUGGUCCUCAGGGAGAAUCUGAACUGGAUUGAUGCGUGGGAUUUGUGUAAGAGUAAUAACAUGGACCUGGCCAGCGUGUCUGACGCGUACCUGCAGGCUGUGCUCACUGUAAACGUCAGUAAAGUGGGACACCCCCUCUGGAUCGGACUGUUCAGUGAAGAUGAACACUACCGCUGGACAGAUCACAGCCACACUGUGUUCAGCCGCUGGAGUGACGAGGUCACUGCAGGGCGCUGCGUGUACUUGGAUACUGACGGUUUUUGGAAGGCCACAGAAUGCGGGAGGCAGCUCGGAGGUGCAAUUUGCCACGUCCCCCACGAGACCGUUCAGCCUUCCCACGACAAAGGGCCGUGUCCACACAAAGGCAACGGAGCCAACUGGAUCCCAUUCAAGAACAACUGCUACACCUUUCUGCUGGCGUCUGUGAGAUGGCAAGAACAUGACAAGAACAACGACCGGAACACCUGCCAGGCUAUUGCUGGUAUGGGAGAUAUUCUGACCAUUCGAUCUGAGGAGGAGAACGAGUUCAUAAGGACGCAGCUCCAGCCCUAUGCAGACUUGGCCAGCUUUGUGUGGUUGGGAAUCUACAAAGCCAAUGGUAGCCAACUGAAAUGGUAUGAUGACACCAACGUUCAGUACUCCAACUGGAAAAAUGGAAGACCAGACGUGCCGCCGUUAUUCAUGGCUGGUCUGAAUAUGAAUGGAGAAUGGGACCUGAUUGAUUCCUAUUUUUCAAGUUUCAAGCAGAAUGCCAUCGUGGUGUGUAAGAUUGAACGUGAUUCCAAAACAGAGUUUCAGCUGAGUCAGAGCGACGUGAAGGCUCCUCCAGGCUACACCUUCCGAUUGAUCCCCAAGAAACUGAACUGGUAUCAGGCCCUCGAGGAAUGCAGCAGUGAUGGCGGACAUCUUGUGAGCAUUCAUAGUGAGGAGGCCAACAAGGACAUGGCGCUGAUCACUAAACGAGAUGGAUUCCCUCACUGGAUUGGCCUCUCCAGACAAGAUUUCAGCGGUUGGCCGUUUGAGUGGUCAGAUGGGACAUCACUGCAGUUCCAGCCCCAGGGGUUCGAGGUUCUAGGUGUUGGGUCUGAGGAGCAGUGUGUGUAUGUGGAUCCUGAAGGACGCUGGUCUGCUGUAAACUGCCAUGCGAAGCUGGAGGGAGCUAUCUGUUACAAAACAGUCAACAAGUCGCAAAUGUCUGCUCAUUCCAGCGAUAACUGUCCAAAGAGUGAUGGGAAAGCUUCGUGGAUCCAGUUUGAAGACCACUGUUAUGCCAUCGAUAUGACCCUCUAUAACUAUUCAGUGUACAGCAUGGUGGAUGCUCAGAGAAUCUGUGAGACAUUGGAUCCCACCUCUCAGCUUUUGACCAUUAAAAGUGAAGAGGAGAAUGAUUUUGUCUCGCGGCAUGUUGCUGAAAACCCCCUCAUCACCAGCCGCGUCUGGCUCGCUCUCAAAUCAGCUGUGGGCGAGAGCUGGAUGGAUGGCAGUGCCCUGGGCUUCUCUAACUGGGGGCACACUCAGCCUCAGUCUGGGUGCGCAGUCUUGGUGGCGGUGAAUGGAAGUUGGAACAAUGCCAGCUGCAUGAAUAGCCGCAGCCGUGUCGUCUGCAAGGCGCCUGCCAAAUCGAGCGCCGGCACUCCUGUGGCCUUGGCGUUUUUCAUCAUCGUGCUCUUCUGCCUCGUCGCUGUGGUGAUCUUCGUCGUGUAUAAAAGAACCAGACACCGCUUCUUCUCCACUGUUCGCUACCAGAGGAAUUUUGAUGAGGCCGACAGCACCAGUAUGAUUUCUGAGACUGAGUGAACGAUGCACUGUAAGCAGCUUCAAAAAAUGUAAACUAGAGGUUUAUGUGCCUUUCAGUAAAAACUCCACCAAACCGCAGCAGGAACGUCCAAACACAAGUUCUACCUAAAGGCCUUAUUUAUUACUGCACUCUCAGAACUUCAGUCCGACAGGCUUUACGGGUUUUUGGUUUUCUAAUGAAUAUUCUGAAGGAAUACCAGUGGUUUUGUAGAUUUACCUGAACGUGGUGGUCUUGUUGUUGUUGUUUUUAAUUUAAUUUGUCUUAAUGGUUUUGGUAUGUUUUAAUGAAAAUACUGCCAAAAAGUGAAGACGUCGCAGUAUUUAGAGUAUGCGUGUGGUGUUUUGGGUACUGUGGCGGGGCUGGAUGUUUCUUUGACUGGGUUUCUCCUGAGCUAGCACUGAUUUGUUUACUGUCACUCUUUUAUUUUUUUAUGCUAAAGUGGGAUCAUUUUUAAGACUUUAAAUUAUUUUUUUUCUUCAUUUAAAUAUCUAAUUAAGAUCUAAAUAUGUUAUUUGAAUGUUUGCAAAUAAUGAAUUUAUGCACUUUCUGCAUAACUAUUUCUCCGGGUCUGACUGGGUCACUCUUUACUUUGCCUCCUAACUACAAAAGCGAUCCUCAAACUAGUGUACAUAGUUGCUCUGCUGAACCAAACUUUAAUCCUCAGACUGUAGUAGCUGCUAAUGAGCACAUGUCCCCCACUUCCCUAUGGUCAUCCAGAGUACAACAGUGAUUAUCUAAACAAAAGCAGGUUGUACUCUGCAUGAUUAUUAGACAUUGUUAAGCUGGAAUGCACCAGAGCAUGUGUUUGUCUAGAGAGUUAACUAAAACAGCAGUAAGAACAGUAUUUGCAGUAAUGAGUUUUUUGUAAUUAGACUGUAUGACAGGCCUGCAGUGAGGUGGGAAAUGUCUGAGUGUUACUUUUAGAUUUCUGCUGAGUUUACCUCCCCUGUUAUCUGCACUCAAACUACUGAUCUGUAAAGCACUUUAAAGAGCUGUUUUCCUGUAACUGCUUUUGGACUGUUUGAGCACAACGGGAGGAAGUUCCCGGUGUUUUGUGUUUUUUCGAGAAAAUAUGCAAUUUUUGCUGUGUGUGAUCUGUGUAAAUAUCUUUUAUGCAUUAGUGAUGUUCUGAUUAUAAAAUGUUUUUAGAUGUGUAAACCAAAGACUGUCCUGAAAUUAUUGGUUAACAAUUGAAUUUUGAUCCCUUUUCCAGUUCAGAUUUUCAGAUUUAUCAAAAUCAGAACAGUUAACCAAAGAGUAGAUCUGUGUUUUAUCUUUGGUUUAAGUUUGUAGUUCCUGAUCCAGUUUGUUUUUCUGUGGAAGAAUCUGACCAUCACUCAAUAAAACGCCGUCUCCAUA